AAUCAUCAUGGGAGGAGGCGACCUAAACUUGAAAAAAUCGUGGCAUCCAGCCACCUUCCGAAAUCAGGAGAAGGUCUGGAAAGAAGAGCGCAAAGCCGCUGAGGAAGAAAAGAAGCUCCAGCAGUUACGAAAGGAGCUAGAAGAAGAGAGGCAAAUUCAGGAAUUGCAAAGAAUCCAGGAGCAGGCUGGUGGAAAAAAACGAAGUGAUCGUCUUGAUUGGAUGUAUCAGGCUGCACCUACCGGCAAUCAAAAGGAUGAAAAGGCUUUGGAAGAUUACUUAUUGGGGAAACGUCGUGUGGAUGAUAUCCUUAACAAAAGGGAUAGCAGCGCUUCAAGCGCACUCAGUAGGGAUUCAUCCUCCUUCAUGAACCAAACCUCCAAAGCUAAUUCUGUCAGGGAUAUUCAGGCCAAAAUCCGUGAAGAUCCAUUACUUGCAAUCAAGAAGCAGGAGCAGGCUAGUAUGGAGCUGUUGAUGAAGAACCCUAUCAGGAUGCGGCAACUCAAGGAGGGUAAAGAGAACAAGGAGCAUAAGAAGAAAAAGUCAAAGAAGAACAAAGAUGACAAGGCUGAGAAAGAUGAGAGGCGGAAGGAUAAAUCAGAGCGUCAUAAUAAACACCGAUCCUCACGCAAACAUAGCCGCCCAAGCGAUUCAGAUGAUAGCGACUGCGACCGACAUAGACACUCAUCUAGGAAGCGCUCUCGGCAUUCCAGAUCUCCUGAGGGCUUGGGAGACUACUAUAUUAAUAAUAAUAAGAAUAGUAGAAGACAGGAAGAAGAGGCAAAAAGUAAGGCCGAAGAGAGGGAGAGAAGACUCAGGGCUAUGGCUGAGGAUGCCUCUGCAGACGCUCAGGCCAGGAAGACGAGGCUUGCAGAGAUUGCAGAGAUGGAAGCGAAGCAGGACGCUGAGGACGAGGCCAGGAGACAGGCCGCCGCUAAGAAUGGCCAGGCCUCAUUCCUCAAAUCUGCACAAAAGUCAGCAUAUGACGGCAUGUCAUUGGCUGACCGUGUCCAGCGCGGCCGUGCCACAAUGCAGAAUGCAUAA
Lobosporangium transversale is the source of this 1042-nucleotide messenger RNA. Its product is annotated as Pre-mRNA splicing factor-domain-containing protein. The record is from RefSeq and is a predicted model, not a curated record. Lineage: Eukaryota; Fungi; Mortierellomycota; Mortierellomycetes; Mortierellales; Mortierellaceae. Gene Ontology annotation, cellular component: U2-type spliceosomal complex. The transcript has 2 exons. Gene Ontology annotation, biological process: mRNA splicing, via spliceosome. Bases 8 to 1042 code for a protein of 344 amino acids.